AUGGUUAGUGAUUACGACUACGACUACUUCCGAGGUCACUUCUACGACUAUGAUUACUCAUCCGAUCGGAAUGAGAGUUCGACUUCUAAGUACAAAUUGAUCUCAAGCGACCGAAUCAUCAACGUCGUGACAGCCCGCCACUGUGUGGACCCUGCAAAAGGAGGAUUCUCCUCAGGAGAAGUGAUUUACGGGUCCAGUUCCAAAUACCCCUUGUAUCAAAACUACACCAUCGCAUUUGAUCAGUGGGAUAUAAUACUGCACAACAAAUCAUACAUUGAUUGCGCACUAAUUCUCUUGCAGAAUAAGAUGAAUUUGGGAGUGAAUGUGGGCCCGAUUGCGCUUCCUGCCAAUGCGGCUACUGAACCCAAAGUUGGGGAUGUCAUGGUUGUGACAGGGUGGGGGCUAGCAUGCAAGGACCCACCUACGUGUAAUGAUCAAUCCAAAUUCCCGGAACUUGUUCAGGAAAGAGACAUUACCCGGAAGGACGAUUCGUGCAUCACAGAUCAACUGGUUGCGGACACAGGAUUCGGUCCGAGUCAGAAGCAGACUCUAAUGUGUGGGGGAGGGAAUGAGAGGGGCUACAAGGCAGAUGCGUGUGGCGGAGACUCAGGGGGACCUCUUGAGUGCUUCGUUUCAGGCGUGCCCUACUUGUGUGGUCUGGUCACGGCCGGUCCAGCGGCCCCCGACUGUGGCCUCACUCCAGGGGCCUACACGAAGACCAAUUUCAUCCAGGUGCUCGACUUUCUCCGCAGUGGAGGGGUGUUGUACGGAAACAAAGACAUGAACGUCACUUUAAGUAAAUUUGACGACAUCUUCGAAAUAGCAUAA
Symsagittifera roscoffensis is the source of this 828-nucleotide messenger RNA. RefSeq names its product trypsin-1-like. Gene Ontology annotation, molecular function: serine-type endopeptidase activity. Bases 1 to 828 code for a protein of 275 amino acids. Lineage: Eukaryota; Metazoa; Xenacoelomorpha; Acoela; Convolutidae. The transcript has 5 exons. The record is from RefSeq and is a predicted model, not a curated record. Gene Ontology annotation, biological process: proteolysis.